CGGCGAUAGGCAGUCAGUCGGUCGGCAACCAGCGCGCCACACGGACGUGAAGUUCGCUCACGUUUUCGUCCCGUUUUCACGCUGAUCCUCGUCAACAUCGUCACGCGUGAUCAGCGUUCAUUCCCUGAUCUUUACAGAAUACCGUGCGUGUAAUUCUCCAAUAGGAAGUGACAGAGACUUCGUUAGGCCUUCGUUAUCACCCUCGAUGGUAGCCAGCUUCUUUGAGUUCCUCGGGUGUUCGGCAGUCGGUUUGGAACGAUAAAUUUUGGACGAACGAGGGUGUAACUGGCAGCGCAGAGUCGAUUAAAGCUCGGAUCGAUCGAAGUUUUGAACGGCGGAAAGGGUGUUUCGCUGUCGGUCGCGGCGACGAGGGAGUAUCGAUGUCCAGUGAUCACGAGUUCGAAUGACGAGCAGCGAGCAGCGUCCGACAGGACAUGACAGUGGACAGAACGUGUAAUAGAAGUUGACAGGCGAGCACUCGGUGGGUUCGAGCGAUGCGUGCCUAUGUAGGGAUGAGCGUCACGUUCAGCUGAUGGUGCCACCCGAACAUUUAUUCAAAUCCUAGCCGAGGGAAGAUCGUUGCCUUACUUAAUUCUCAGUAGGACAUAAUCUCUCGUCAAGCGUGGAGUAUCGUCGAGAACCUGAUAUAUAUUUUGUAUGUAUUUUCUAAGAACUAGCGAGCACGCGGAGCGUCGUCGACAAGAGUCUUCCAAAAGUUUCGCCAAUCCUCGUGUUCUUCCAGAAGUAUCGUUCGCUCGAUCGACGAAGCUCGCUUGUCAAUCAAAACCUAUCAUAUCCGAACAGUUUUUAAAAAAGUUACUACGACGUCCAGGAAGGAAUUCAAGCGGAAAGAGCCAAAUAUUUGCGAUCAGCACUCGAAGUGAAAAAGUCCCACGGGUUCUAGUGAACCACGCGUACGUCGUCUCCGGUCGGACGGUUGCGUUGCAGCUGCAACGAUUUCGAGACAGCUGCGACGCGAUUCUGCGGAGGGUGGCACGAGACUACGAGAACGACGAUCGUUUGCGAAGGUGACAGGAGACGGUCGAAUUUCGAGGGUGGAGGCGACAGAGGAGGCGACGAGACUGGAAACGAAGGAGGUGGAGGGUGACAGUGGUGUCGACAGUGGCGGUGGCAGUGGUGUCAUCGAUGACAGUGAUAAAACUAUCGUCGACUGCGAAGGUAACAACAACAACAACGACGACGACGACGACAGCAGCAAGAAAAGUGACGGCAGUAAGAAAACUGGAAACUGUGCCGCUGGUGGUGGUGUCGACGGUGGUGGAGUCUCGUGCAGGGGUGGAACGUUACGACUUUUAAGGGGACUGGUCGAGGGCCCGAUAGGCAGGGUGGCCGCACGAGUGCACCGUUGGGGAACGACUGGAGGGGUCAAUCCCUCUGCACCCUCAGGACGGGAAUGUCCCGGCGGAGAGGGCACCCCCCGUCGGAACAUCCUCGACGCCACGAAGAAUCGCCGGCUGAUGGGCGCCAACCUCACUAAGCAGAGCAGGAGAGAGGCUACACAACGAGAUGUGGAACGCGAACGACGACAACGAAUGGAAGCGGAAGCUCGUGUACGCGAGGCUACGGCCGAGGCUGAAAGAGCACGCUCCAGGGUUCAUCAUCUUCAGAGAGAAUUGGCUAGGAUGGAGGAGACGUCACGAGGGUUGCUGCAGCAUAAGCACAGGGCCGAACAGUUGAAGCAAGAGAAGACUGCGCUCACGCUUUCCUACGAGGCACGCGUGCAUCAGUAUCAGGCACAGAUCUCGAAACUGCAGUUGGAGAACGAGUCGAUGAGGGGUCAGCUGCGCGGUUUGGAGGCUGCGUGUGCUGGCGAAGUGCACGCCGCGUUGGUGGCACGUCUGGCGACCUUGGAAACGGAACACGCCGCCUUGGCGAGGGACGCCGACGCUCAGCGUCGACAGUACGAGCGGUGCUUGGACGACGUCGCCAACCAGGUGGUCCGCGCCCUCCUAUCCCAAAAGGGUCUCAGGGAAGAAAUCGGUGCGUUGCAGAGGCGUAUCAGAGAGCUCGAGUCACAGAACCGAGCGCUUUCAGGAUUAUUGGCCCAGGCCACGAAUCCUGGGAGUCCGACAGAGUUGAUUCAGGGGAUUCUCGAAGCUGGACCAGCUGCGGUCGUAGCUGCGCUUGGUCUGGACCCAGCCUGGGUUCCUUUGUCGAGGCCGCGCUCCCUCAAUCUGCAAAUUCCAGUCAUGGCUGCUACAAAAUGUCGAAGGAACAGACCAUUGGCCCAGAAACCGUCAGAAGAAGAAGGCAGUGAGAGUCCGGAGAGCGGGAACAGGGACGAGGGUUACUCGACGAUGUCCAGCGAUGUGCAGGGCGAGGGUGCUCGACAGGAACCGUCUCGGGGGUUGGAGGAUCUGAAAGAAGCGACCGACGAGACCGAGGCGGACGUUUCGCCGGAUGCACGGCUGGUCGCCCUGGACGCCGGCGACCCGGACGUCCUCUUUUUGCCGUUGAAUCUCACCGUAGGGAUAAAUCCACGCCACAGCUACCCGCCGACCAAAGACUUGCUGCCGUAUCAGCAUGUAAUGCGCAGCUUUUCGGACAGUCAUCUAUGCCUCAAGCUGACCACCACGACCAAUUUCACGCCGUACAAGCUGCCCAGUCCCGUGGGAUCUUCGUCUCUGCUUCUAGUCGAGGAGGAAGGUUGGGACGCCGAAUACGUGCAACAAUGGCUAAGGUUGGACGACAGCAGGAGUGCUCAACAACAUCGAGAUCUCCUCGAGUUGGAAUACGAUAGGGCGGAACUGGAAGAUUGGAGUUUCUCGUUGUCCACCGAGGACCUUGUUCAGAACGAGUCCGCGGUAUGGAAGGAACCCGCCGCCACCACCACUAAUACUACCACUACCACUCCUGCGCUUCCAGCAAUCAAGGAGCAUAAUCCUCUGGAAUUGGAAGAGGACGCGAAUGAAUGCUUGUGGAAUGGUGCCAGUUACCUUGCCGAUAGGACGGGAGGCGAAUUGGUCGCUCUUCUGAUGGACGCUAGAGCCACUGGAUCAUGGCCGUAUGCUACGAGUCCCGGUGCUUCCUGGAGCAGCGAGGAAGGAGCGUUCGAGAACUCCAGCAAACGAUCUUCGGCAGCGUUAUCCGGCUGCAGCGAUGAUCCGGACUCUCCGUCUAUUGGCACUGACUUUACCAGAGACUUUUACAGAUUGGUGAAAUUUGAGAGUACGAAGAGCUUAGCGAGCACUUCGUCGAGAAGCGGAAGACCACCGCCCGAUAGAGAACAAGCUUUGCAGAGCGUACUAUCCUUUAUUGCCGAGCAGCAAAUGUACUUGGCCGAAUUACCGAACAAUUUGCUAGAACACAAUGGUGCAGCUCUUACAACGGAAGUUCUGGAGGAAACGGAGAAUAGGGACGAGUGCGGACCCGAAGCGAUGUGCUCUGAAAUAGAAAUGUCCGUCGAUCAAAAUAGCAGUAACACGGAGAACAUUGGUGAAACGAGCAGUAACGACGAUCUGUUGGAUCAGAUAACCGUACCCUCCUUGGCGCCGGAGGAGAGAAUAAUCAGCGCGGUGGCUUGUAAUGGUGGUGUCUCUUAUACCACCGUUGCGCCGUCCGAAUUGGGCGCCGUUCCCGAAGAAGACGAAGAAGCGGCUACCUCGUCUACACCGAGCACGGUUGUGAGUCCGGCAAGAGCGCCGCUAUUAGUCGAGGGCAGGGAUCGAUCGCUGAGCUUUCACGAACGAGCCACGUCGAAGGACGUGAUAGAUGAACUGAACCGAAUGAUCAGAAAGGGAGAAGAGAAUAUCGUCACCCAAGAAACGCAGGUGCCGCUCGAGAAAUUGGAUCUCGCUUGCUGCUGCCCGACGGGAUGGGUUCACGUUGAACGAGACAUUGACUUUACUGACCCGAAAGCAAGAGCCAAUCUUUUAGACGUGAUGUUAGAAAGCAGUGAAAGUUCUUCGGCGACAUCGAGCAGCGGAUCAGCCGGAAGUGACUCGGGGGAUGAACCGCCUGAUUACCGUCACUUGCACAGACUACACCGAUACCGACGACAAAAGAAAGCAUCGGCGGCCCAGGCACACCGUGUCCUGCGACUGCCGUCCACCUGGGGCUCGUCGAGGCCGUCGAUCAUCGGACGUGGUGACGAUUUCUUCGUGCGAUACGGGGAUAAGGAGCGCGAAGCCGUGGCCUCCUUCGACUUCCUCGACGAGAUUGUGGCACCAUCCUCGACAGGUUCGAACACCAGUCUCAUCGACUUGGACGACACACCGUCUUUGGAGCUUCGCAGCGACAUCAUGAAGCUUUCUCCACUCUAGAAUUUAUGCUGGACCUAGCUCGCGCAUUAAGCGAAUACAGGGGGAGCGGUACUUCCUUAGAGGAUUACACCCAAGGAUUUAUCACAGCGUACAGUCAAAUCAUAUUACGUGAGAUUUUCAUAUUUUUAAAUCGCGUCUCGAAUACGAAAGAAGACAAAUUAUAGUUUGCUGUAUAUAAUUACUCCUCCUGUAUUUGCUUGUUCUAUAAUUCAAGGAAAUUUAUUGUCAAGCGAGAACUCUCGUGAGAAUAUAUAGGCAAACUGAUUCGCUCAACUCGUGUGGGAAUCCACAUGCAUCGGAUAAAAAUUGUAUCACAACACAUUUUCGCAAGCAAAAUGCGUAAACUUUAUUAUUCGUAAGAUGAACAUGUUCUGUAGCUACUUGGCUGAAUAUCAGUAUAUCAGUUUCAUUAUAAAUACAAUUCGUCUUCGAAAACUCCUCGCCUACUCUUGGUAUAUAAAUAUAAAACUAUUUUCUUUCUACGCAUUAUGCCGUUUGCCUAUCUAUAACAAAAGUUCUCGAAGUGUACAUUCUACUUUGAUUCCCAGCUACUUAUUAAUUGUUACUAUAUUCGCAAAUAAUCAGAUCUGUACAUAUUAUACCGAGUCUCCUGUAAAUAGCAACAAUUGUUUAUUUCUCGCUUGCAUAUUCAAGAUAUUAAUUGCAAGAUGAAAAAUAUUAUUUAAUUUUGAUAAAAGAAAUUUGACGAAGUAAUCGCAUAAGAAUUACGUAUUUAUUACAAGAAGGCAUUGCUUCGUUUUCAUUUGAGAGCUUCCUCUGAGUACACAACAACAAUUUCAUUUAAACGAUAUUAUUAUUUUUGUUCCUCUUCGAUUUGCGUGUAUAAAACGUCAGAAGAGACUUCAUCGACUGCAAAACGAUUUCUUGCUCACAGGAUGGAAGUAGACGUCUCAAUUAAUAGAUACGUGCACGUAAACGCUGAAAGAUGAGGAACGUCGAAGCGUAAGAGGUGGUCUAAGCAUUAUUAAUGCGUAAUAUGUACAAACAUGAAUUACGAUGACGAAGUGAAUGUCAUAGACUGGGACUAUGAUCGCACUUUAAAUGUACACUCGCAUAUUUCAAAUAGUACUUCCAUUGUCAGAUGAUCAGAUGAUCUAAAUGACAUCUGUUUCCAUUGCGCACACGAAAUCUAAUGUACACACUCGUAACAUUGCGUUCUGUAAAGAAAAUGUGAACCGAUCAAUUACGACGAUUAGCGAACGGCGCGUGACGUGAAAUGUUUAGGUAGAAUACGACUGUUUCUACAUUUUUCAAAUGGUGACGUAUACACGUAAUUUAUAUAAAUGUAAUGCAGUCUCGCGCAUCACUCUUCCGAAAUUGAGCUUAGAAAAAUCUAGAUUAAGGAUACUCGAUGAUUUUUGUACGAAUAUGAAUUUGUACUCGCUUGUCAACACGCUAACGUCGAGGACUCGUAGGUAUUAUAAAAGAAAAUAUCCUGUCGCGUGGAACACUGUUAAACGCGUGCAACUUUUCCUUCCGUCUUCAACGAACGAAAAGGAAAGUAUUGAAUGUAUUACUUACCAAAUGUAACAUAAAAUAUAGAGGGAGUUCAAAUUUAAACGUGCACCUGACGCGACGCGUGGAUCGUAGUCGAUAGAAAUGGAGACAAGGGAGAAGAGAAAUCAUGGGGAGAACUCGCAACUGGAAAAUAGUAAUAGAGACGUAUGAUCAAAACGCCAUACGUGGUAAAUGUUUCAUCGUAAUUUGUACAUGAUUCAUACGUUACGUUAACUUGCGUUCGGUCAAAUUACUAGGAGAGUAAAUAUAGUGUGACGCGUUUAAGGUAUAAAUAAAGUUGAUAGAAAUCGAAAUAUUUUACACGUAGAAAUAGCAUAUAAACACAAUGGAUAUUUUCAAUAAUUGAAACGGAGAUUGUACGAACAUAAAGUUGUCUUUUCGAUCAAAUCAUUUUUACAAUUCCUUAUAUCCACCUGUGUGCAUUACACAAAAAACGGUCUGCUGAUCUUCCGCGUGUAUUAUUAAAAUGAACAAAAAAGUAAUGACGCUUCAACCCAAUAAUUAUUAUUUUUAACUAACAAUCAUUAUGUUAAUCACAACGAACGAGUUCCGAAACAAAAACAACUUUUGUUCUACAAUCUCGAGGAUAAACGUUCAAUGAUAGAUUGUAAGGAACGCGUAUAAGUUACGUUUACGUUAUAUUGAAAACGCGAUCAUUGCGAGCACUGAUUUUUCAAUCCCAAUCGAAGAUGAAGGGACGUGCGAUUGGGACAAUGUAAAUAGAAUGUAUUAUAGCACAACAGAUGUAAGUUAUCUUCUCUUCAACUUAAUAAAUAACGACAAUAUAACGAAUGUAAAUGCGCAUGCUCGAUGUUCAAUCUAGAAAACCGUUCCUAUCGAAUAUUAUUAAUACUACAUAAAUAUAUAUAUAUGAUUCUAUCAGUUCACUCGAUCAUAUUGUGCAUUAAGAUAUAGACGAGUAUUUCAAUAAAUAAAAAGAUAAUUUAAUUA
Molecule: messenger RNA, 6773 nt
Organism: Ceratina calcarata
Lineage: Eukaryota; Metazoa; Arthropoda; Insecta; Hymenoptera; Apidae
Exons: 12
Coding region: 1479-4283 (934 amino acids)
Source: RefSeq, a predicted model, not a curated record